UUCUCCGCAUUCUCCUCUGACUCAGCUCCAGCGAAGCCUUCCUGCUGACACUUCAGGAUCCAAAGAGCUGCUCCAUCAAUCAGGUUCUUCCACUGGCAGCAGACCAGGCGGCACGCCAGCACCAGAUCCACCGCAGCUGCCUGGAAACCCUCCGUCUGCCGUCGGUUCUGCACAGCCAUGGCCACCAUCAGUGACCUCCCCGAGGAUGUGCUGGUGGAGCUGCUGUCCCUGCUGCCCGCCCGGGAUCUGCUCCGUGCGUGCAGGCUGGUGUGCUCCCAAUGGCGAGACGUGGUGGACCUCGCCACCCUCUGGAAGCGCAAGUGCCAACGCGAGGGGUUCUACGUGCAGAGCUUGGACAGGAGCAUCACUGACUGGAAGGUGUUCUACCUGCUGUGCAAGCUGAAGAGGAACUUGAUCAAAAACCCCCGAGCCGAAGAGAACUUUACGCACUGGAAACUUGAUCAGAAUGGAGGAGAUAGGUGGAAGAUCGAAGAUCUGCCUGGACCUCUGGGGAAAGAGCUGCCAGACUCAGAAGUCCACAAAUACUUUGUCACUUCGUUUGGGCCAUGCUUCAAGUCUCAACUGAUUACCCUGCAGGAAGAAGGGUACUGGAAUGAGCUGAUGGAUGAAAAACGGCCUGAAAUUGUAGUCAAGGACUGGUAUGCUGCCAGAUUUGACUGUGGUUGUCGCUAUGAGCUCAGAGUGAGGCUGCUUUCUGAAAACUACAUUGUGCUUGAGGAGUUCUGUCCUGAGCCAGUGGUCAUAGAGCAGUGGAGUGACGCAAUGUGGAGAGAGAUUUCCCACACUUUCAGCAAUUACCCAGCUGGAGUUCGUUACAUCUGGUUUCAGCAUGGAGGCCAAGACACCCAAUUCUGGGCAGGAUGGUACGGGAUCAGGGUGACAAACAGCAGCAUCACCAUUGGGCCACAGACAUUGAAGGCAAAUGAAGACACAAUAUAAGUGUUCUCUUUUACCUCAGGACUGUGACCAGCUGGUUUCAGGUGCACUUAUUUGCCUGUACUCUCUGGGUGAAUAUCCUGGCUUUGUCUUGCACAGCUGAUGUGGAAUACGAGCAGCUAGCUCUCCUUGUUUGCAAGCAGAACUUCUGCAGGCCCAGCCCUCUGGAAGGACUUCUGUCUUCAUCUGUCCUCCCUCACUGUGGCAGUGACAAUUCCUGGUGCCCUUCUAUAGGAGGAAGACGAGGGCAAUUAAAUAUGACACCUAAAGUGAACAGCACUUGGCUGUAGCACAAGUACAUAGCAGUCUUAACUGGAAACUCUUUCUUGUUUAUACAACUUAAUGAAAACAAGGCUAAAAUCUUUCAGUUCGGAUUAUCAACCCUUGUCUCGAGGACUCUGCUACAAACAGACUGUAAUACUAUGGUAUUUUUCUGUUUCAGUUUAAUUACGUGCAUAAAGAUGUAUCUUUCACAGCAUUAUGCCACCUUCAGUCUUCUUUAUCCUCAUAUGCUGUGUCACUGAUAUUUAAUUCCUUAGUAAGUAUACAUGAUCAACGUGGUAGAUGCCUUCCCUGUCCAAAUACAGCCCGUUACUGUUGGAAUGAACAAAGAGGAGGAAGGAAUCCCUUAAGGUGGAUACCUGACAACCUAAGUGCCUUUGGACUGUACUGCCUUUUUCCAUAUUACCAUUGUACUACCAAAGAACUUGGUUUGUACUGAUCAGUAACCUUAUAUAAAAUGUUAAAGCCACAGACAACUUGGAGAUGUGGUGUUCUUGCACUUUUUGCAUGGAGAAAGCAGGCAGGUGCUGUGCUGGCUGUUUUACCAAAUUUUCUGUCCAACAAGCUCAGCUCACAUUCUGUGUACCAUUUCUUCUACCCCUGUAUGCAUGGGGCUGAUAUUAAGGCUUUCUUCCAUCUCCUUUGACAGAGGCAGGAUAACAGUGUUUUCCCUUGUCUGCUGUCUGCUAAGAGUGAGACAGCUGACAAGUGUCCUUGCAGCACAGACACAUCCCACUGUGUUUCUAACAGCUUUUGUGUGAAGGUUUCCCUGUGGCAAGGGGAGACCAAGGUGGUACAGCCCUUCAUAGGAACUGACACAUCCCAGCCUUGUCCUAGAGAAGACGUGAAAAGGUGAUGGAAACUCUACAUACAAAAUAAAAAUGCUUCUUCACUGAAAGAACGGUUGAUUUGGACAGAAUUGAGCCUGUUUCAACUGGAGUAAAACUUGAUAUUUAUUGAAGACUACUUGGGACAGUCACAGUGGACAGAUGCUACAUAAGGCCUCACUCGCGCAUGGUAUCAGACCAUUGCUCUAGUGGAGCACACAGCAGAUCCCUGGUUAGCACUACCAGUGUGCAAUGGAGAUGUCCUGUUUAAGGCAAGAACUGGAUUUGUACAAUGAGCCGACCGCAGUCAGCUGUAUCCUACCCCAGGGAUUACUGUAAUGAAACCUCUACUCACUCUCACACAUGAGUGUACAUGGGAACAGGCUCUGGCUCCACAUUCCAAGUCAGUUCUAUAUACACUGGUAAGAGCACUUGAAAUAAAGAGGCAGCAGCUGCUCUACAUUCAUCCAGAAGGCCAGCUGAGGAGGCUGGGCUAUCAAGGUAUGGUUGGUGAGAGAUCUUACUCCGCUGGAAGAUCUGAUGAGGCUUGAAGAAAAGGAAGAGUUGAAAUCAGGUGCCUUUGUGGGCUCGUUCUUCUACAUAAAGCUGCAUCUGGAGGACAAAACAAGUAUCAGUUUCUGCUUGAUAGCCAGAUGGAGAACAGUCUGAAGAGUUUGCACCUCCCCUCACUAACAAGGUUUCCUGUUUUAAUAUGAGAAGUCUUCACACUACAUGUAGUUUCAGCCACCUCUCAGGCCAGAAUGCUCUGCUCACCUUUAAGAUGUCAGAAGUCAUAGUUUUCAGUGGGAUAAGCCGGGGGUCGUGCAUGUGCACAUCCUGUUCAUCAGCAAGAAUCCAUGGGAAAUCCUAGGGCAGGAACACAAGGAGCUUUAUGUACAGAGAGGUGGGCAGCCCCAGAAGGUGAGCUCACUUUCUCAGUGCUAGGUCAGUACGUGAAGUGAUGGGGAUGGCACUGUGCAGGAAGUAUUGGCACAGUCUAAUUCGGGCAUCAAAGCAGCUACUGCCUGCAGCUGGUGUGUGGUAGAAGUGCUCAGUCACCUCACCAGCGCAAACUGUAACACAUUCAAAGCAAAGCCAUGAACUGCAUCGUGUAAAAGCUAGCCAUCUAGCAGCCCUUAACCUCACUGAAUCCAGAAUUCUUCAAUUCCAGUCUUUGCAGCUUGCCUGUGACAAGGCAGCCAAAGAUACCACUUACCUUUAUCACCUGGAUCUUCUCCAUGUUGCGUGUAGCAGCCUCUCGUGUGUGAACCAGAACUGUGAAGGUGCAGCCUGUAAGAGAAAGGGCAGGCUGUGGAUCAGGGGACGACCAACAGAGGCUCAGACACUGCCUGUAAUCACCUCCCACAGAACAGAUCCAUGUCACUGGGCUGUGUGCACCUGCUUACCUGGGGGAUUGUUGUCCAGCACAGCAUCACACACGCUUAUCUUCAGGAUGAAGGCACGCAGUAACUGCUCCACGUGGGACAGCAAGGACUCUGAACUGUUGAGACAGCAGUUGUUAGUGGCACAAAGCAAAGUACCGGGGCCUGGAGCAUCUUCCAGAACAUCUCUAAGGACACGGGGGUUGGAUGCUGUGAGAAAGCAUGGGAAUGGAAUCUUUACCUAAUGGAAAGCAGGGGCGGCUGGGUGAUUUCGAAGACAAAUCUCUCCACUGGGUGGUGCUCUUUAUCCAGGAUUACAACUACAACUUUCUCCACGUCAUUCUGGAAGAAUAACUGCAGUUAGAGAAGGCCCUUCCUUAAAACAAGCUGUCUUCUGCCCCCAGUUAGCUUCACUUCUGGUAGAGUACGUUUAUCUGCUGUGGAGCAGUGCCAGCAGUUAUCCAAACCUUGAGCCCUGUCCUACUGCCAGGUUCUACAUGCAGUGUGAUGUCUGCAGAGAGAAGAGAAUGCAGGAUGUGGGGUGGCAGCAAGGUUUGCAACGUGACAUGUGGUCACACUUUUCUCUCAUAAAAGCUUGUGUUCAAACCACCUUUGCUUUCUGGCUUACAGCACAGCACUCUUAACUGUUCUCCUGCCAGAUGGAUGUUUCAACUCAAUGUUCUGCUUUUGAACACGUUUAAGUUCACGUGUAGGAUGAGCUUAUUGAAAAUACAGAGACUGAUCCUCAUGUUUAUGCAUUAGAAGCAAACUGAAUGCCAGCGUUCAGCAGCAUGCCUUGACUGCAAGGAAGAAUUAAGAUUGUUUUUAUUCUCCAUUAGUAACUUUAAAAGCAAGUAUAUUGUGUAUGGCAAGUACAUAAAUAAACAUUUUGAGAUGA
Messenger RNA from Lagopus leucura (white-tailed ptarmigan), 4346 nucleotides. Its product is annotated as F-box only protein 6-like. Gene Ontology annotation, biological process: glycoprotein catabolic process; SCF-dependent proteasomal ubiquitin-dependent protein catabolic process. The transcript is spliced from 6 exons. The record is from RefSeq and is a predicted model, not a curated record. Bases 178 to 960 code for a protein of 260 amino acids. Gene Ontology annotation, molecular function: ubiquitin protein ligase activity; protein binding. Gene Ontology annotation, cellular component: SCF ubiquitin ligase complex; cytoplasm. Lineage: Eukaryota; Metazoa; Chordata; Aves; Galliformes; Phasianidae.